This is a messenger RNA of Spathaspora passalidarum NRRL Y-27907, 1998 nucleotides long. RefSeq lists its product as uncharacterized. Gene Ontology annotation, molecular function: transmembrane transporter activity. The coding region runs from base 1 to 1593 and encodes 530 amino acids. The record is from RefSeq and is a predicted model, not a curated record. Gene Ontology annotation, cellular component: membrane. Gene Ontology annotation, biological process: transmembrane transport. Lineage: Eukaryota; Fungi; Ascomycota; Pichiomycetes; Serinales; Debaryomycetaceae. The transcript is spliced from 2 exons.
AUGAAAACACCUUCAAUUAAAUCCGUAGAAAUAUCACUUUCGGAAAGCAUUGCUGACUCAAGCAAGAAACAAUAUGAUCCACAAGUUGAAGAGUAUUACCAUAAAGUAUACAGUUCAUGUAAUUAUGAAUGUUAUUCUGAAUUUGAUCCACAAUUUGAAUGGACUGAAGAUGAAGAAAAGAAAAUUGUCAAAAAGCUUGAUUAUAGAGUGGCAUAUGCUGCAUGUAUUAUGUUCAUUGGGUUAAAUAUAGAUAGAGGUAAUUUAGGGCAAGCAGUCACUGACAAUUUCUUAGAUGAUUUGGGUAUGACAACAAACAAUUACAACACUGGUAAUACUAUUUUUAAAGUUGCAUUUAUUCUCGCAGAAGUUCCCUCACAAUUGAUUUCAAAGGCACUUGGCCCUGAUGUAUUCAUUCCCUUUCAAAUAUGUGCAUGGAGUCUUGUUGCUAUGUCUCAAGUUGCUCUUACAGGCCCAAUAUCAUUCUAUGUUACUCGAGGUUUGAUAGGUAUGUUAGAAGGAGGUUUCAUAGCUGAUUUGGUAUUGUGGUUGAGUUAUUUCUUCACUAGUAAAGAGUUGCCAGUAAGAUUAUCUUGGUUCUGGGGAACCCUGGCCGCAAUGGGUAUUAUCACAUCUGUAUUGGCAUUUGGUAUUUUAAGAAUGAGAGGUAUUGCAGGUUUGGCUGGUUGGAGAUGGUUAUUCUUACUUGAAGGGUCUGUAACUUUUCUAAUUGGCCUUUCCUCGUUCUAUAUGAUGGUACCCUCAGCUGUACAAACCAAGAAUUGGUUACAUCCAAAAGGUUGGUUUUCCGAUCGUGAAGUUAAAAUUGUUGUCAAUCGUAUUCUUAGAGAUGAUCCUUCCAAAGGCAGUAUGCAUAAUCGUCAAGGCAUAUCUGCCAAAAUGUUAUUUGAGUCACUUAUAGAUUAUGAUCUUUGGCCGUUAUAUCUUAUAGGAGUUACAGCUUAUGUGGGUCUGGGAACAUUUGGUGCUUACUUUGGUUUGAUUAAUAGACGGUUAGGGUUUAACACUUUUGACACAAAUUUACUUAAUAUCCCUCACCAAGUUCUCCAUGUCGUCUUCUUAUUAUCAGUAACGUGGUUUUCUGAACGUGUUAAUGAAAAAUCAUUUGUCUGUAUGCUUGCUCCAUUAUAUGCACUUCCAUUAAUUUCAAUUAUAAGAUGGUGGCCAGGAGCUGGUAUAGAGGUAUGGCCAACCUGGACAUUGAAUACUUUAUACUUGAGUCAACCAUACAUUCAUGCUAUUUGUGUCGCUUGGGUUUCAAGAAAUUCCAAUUCGGUAAGAACCAGAUCUAUCGCUUCAGCAGUUUACAACAUGUUUGUUCAAUUAGGCGGGAUUAUAGGAUCAAAUAUCUACCGUGAAGAUGAUUUGCCAUUAUAUCACCGAGGUAAUACACAGAUAUUUUGGUUUACAUUUGCAUUGAUUCCAAUUUUGGCAUUUACCAAGUUGUACUACUAUUCGAGAAAUAAAUAUAAAGCAAGGGUGUGGAAUUCAAUGACCGAAGAAGAACGGGAAUCUUAUCGUAAAUAUAGUACGGAUGAAGGUGCUAAAAGAUUAGAUUUCUUCUUUGUUCACUAGUUUGUAUUAUUAUUUAGAAUUAGAGCAUCAUCUGUAUAUCAGCAUUAUAAACUACUUCAGCUAUAAACUUGCACAUCAUCUUUUAAUCCAAGUGAGGUAGCACAAACUAAUAAGAAUAUCUCGGCAGAAUUAAGCUGCAAUCCUAAGGUACAGGUCUGUUUUCUCAUUCUUGGAUAUCUCUAUGAAAUGACAAAUCAUUUAGCCGGUAAUCUGAAAGUGGAAAAUUGUUCGGCCGAAAAAGUCUAAAUAGGCAUUAGAAGUUACAUGAACCUGCUUUGAUGUAAUUUUAAACCUGUUUCAUCUUCUUCUAUACCCUAAAUUGAAUUAGACACAAUUUAGCAACUUAAGUAAUUCCAUCUUUAUUACUAAUAAAACAUGAAUUACUAAAACCCGACUCAAUCACCG